AUGUCCAGUCCGGAACCGCAUGGCUCAUCUGGCUUCACAGACUCGGAAUCGUCUGCUGAAUCCCUCGAAUUUCAAGAACAUCAAUACACAGCGACCCGCACCUCCGUCGCUGCCGGUGAAGGAGGCGGCUACAACUUCUAUACGCAUCCUGCCCGAACAUCCGUGCUAGACGCCAACGGUGACCUGAUUCUCGAUCCUACGCUACGUCUAGGCCCCGCGCCGGCUGCAAACUCGACUGAGAUGGAUUAUGCGGCGGCACAAGGCGAUAUGGCCAACGUGUGGAGGGCCUCUAGCGGCAGCUUGCCAUCCUUUUCUCGAGCCUUCGACUUCUUUGCUUCAGAGCCUGCGAGCGCCACAGCAGACGACGACAGAUUCUUCGUGCCAUCGUAUUUGAAGGGAUCGACAUAUGUCCUGAAGCUGGAGGAAGCAUACAAUAAGAAGCUAGAAGCUCAAAAGGAAGUCAAGCGGAGUAAAGGGAAUGGGCAAGACAUCAGCGCCUCAGGCCUCAGCACGACGCCGCUGCCUGCUGGUGCUCACAGAGGCAUGCUGCACACCGUCAUGGAAAGAACGCCGUUUGAUGACGGCGACAGUCUAGCGCCUCUGCCUAGGCACUGGAACACCGCAGACAUGUGGACUUCAAUAGAGGUUAUGCCAAAUAUGCUGGGGCUCAAAUUCUCAGGACCCAAGAACCAUCACGAGCGCGACCACGAAGCCAGCGCCAUUCGGGCGGACCAUUUUAUGCCCCCGCAGUGUGGGAUAUACUAUUAUGAAGUACACAUUAUUUCUGGUAAACAAGAUGAUACGACCAUUGCGAUCGGAUUUUCAGCCAGGGGCGCAUCACUAUCACGGCCUGUGGGCUGGGAGCCAGAGACUUGGGGUUAUCAUGGCGAUGAUGGCCGGUGCUUCACAGGCCAAAACAUUGGCCGGAGUUAUGGACCGUCAUUUACGACGGGUGAUGUGAUUGGUUGCGGAGUCAACUUUCGAGACCAUACUGCAUUCUGGACCAAAAACGGACUCAUGCUAGGUUCUGCAGUUCAGGAUGUUCCCAGGAGCAAGCUAUAUCCGUCUGUCAGUCUGAAAAAGCACGGUGAGGAAAUAUCUGUAAACUUUGGACAGGAACCGUUUGUUUACAAUAUCGACGACAUGAUGAAUGAACAACGCGAGAGCAUCCAGAGAGCCAUUCAACGGACAGAUACUUCACAUCUGGAGCCAGGUAUGAACGAGACGGAUCUCAUCCAAACCUUGGUACUGCAGUUCCUUCAGCACGACGGCUAUGUGGAGACGGCACGUGCUUUUGCAGAAGAUAUGAAGCUGCAAAAGGAAGCCCUGAACCUGAAUCCGGACGUAACGGUGGAUGGCGUCAAUAUUAAAGAUGAUGAGGAUGCAAAUAACAGACAGCGCAUCAGGCAAGCGAUUCUUGACGGAGAAAUAGACCAGGCGCUCAAGUAUACCGACAUGUUUUAUCCACAAGUGCUCCAAGAUAACGAGCAGGUAUAUUUCAAAUUACGGUGUCGCAAAUUUAUUGAGAUGGUGCGAAAGGCUGCUGAGCUGAGCAUGAAAUACGACAGCAAAAUAGGAGGUGAACAAGAGAUGGACCUGGAUUUGAAUGGCAGCCAUGGGUGGGGAGACAACAUGGACACUGACGGUGGGGAUCACAGAGCGGAGCUGACCAAGUUGGAAAAUAAGAUGCUUAAAUAUGGCCAGUCUCUACAAGGAGAAUAUGCCGGCGAUUCGAGAAAGGAGAUUGGCAAGGCAUUGAACGAGAUUUGGGCGCUGGUGGCAUACAAGAACCCGCUUAAAGAGCCACAAGUAAGCCACCUGCUGGAAGAAAGGGGCCGAGUGACGGUUGCUGAGGAGCUGAACUCUGCCAUUUUAUCAUCGCUGGGAAAGUCUUCCCGAGCAUCACUGGAAACGUUGUAUGCGCAGACUAGCGUGCUACUUGAAGAUUUACGAAAGGAUGGCGGUCCAGGUGCGUUUGUAUCGCUUCAGGACGUGGUAGAUAGCAUUCAGCAGUUUCCACAGAUGUGA
Molecule: messenger RNA, 2028 nt
Organism: Trichoderma atroviride IMI 206040
Lineage: Eukaryota; Fungi; Ascomycota; Sordariomycetes; Hypocreales; Hypocreaceae
Biological process (GO): proteasome-mediated ubiquitin-dependent protein catabolic process
Cellular component (GO): cytoplasm; nucleus
Molecular function (GO): protein binding
Source: RefSeq, a predicted model, not a curated record